AUGAGUGUACGAAGUGGAUCAGAUACUUUGAAUGAGGAGCUCAAACACCUACAACUACUGAACUCCGGAUUCGACGCUUUACUGCACACAGUGUCGAAAAUAAGGAGCGACCUAAGACAGACGGCAGAGACAGCCAAUGCUUCGCACGAGCUAUUGGACUGCUGGUCGAUGAUUAUUUCACAGGACAAAUCUGUAACAGAUUAUUUGAAUGAUCCCGAAUGGUAUGGAGCUUCGCGCUGGAAGACUGUACAGGAAGAGGUGACGCAGGAUCUUGAAUCUGAAAGGCGGGCUUUGGAGCACGAACGGGCAAGACUACUAAAGGCCAACGAAGAGAAGAAAACGUUAGAAGCGGCCAAAGCGAGGAGGAUUCGUGAUAGAGAGGCUAGAUUGUAUGGGAAGAAAAGAUGA
Kuraishia capsulata CBS 1993 is the source of this 408-nucleotide messenger RNA. RefSeq lists its product as uncharacterized. Bases 1 to 408 code for a protein of 135 amino acids. The record is from RefSeq and is a predicted model, not a curated record. NCBI's taxonomy places the organism in Eukaryota, Fungi, Ascomycota, Pichiomycetes, Pichiales, Pichiaceae. Gene Ontology annotation, cellular component: mitotic spindle; DASH complex. Gene Ontology annotation, biological process: mitotic cell cycle. The transcript has a single exon.